AUGGCAGGCGUCGGAGGAGGAGGAGGAGGAGGAGCGGUGAAGGAGGUGAAAUCGAAGGCGGCGCUUGAUCAAACCAUUGGGGAAGGCUCUCCGGUCAUUUUACAUUUCUGGGCGCCUUGGUGCGAGGCCUCCAAGCACAUGGACCAAGUUUUCACUCAUCUCUCCACUGAUUUCCCUCUAGCCCACUUCUACCGGGUUGAAGCUGAAGAACAACCAGAAAUCUCUGAGGCAUAUUCUGUUUCUGCCGUGCCUUAUUUUGUUUUCUUUAAGGAUGGCACUGCAGUUGAUACAUUGGAAGGUGCUGACCCAACUAGUUUGGCCAACAAGGUAGCCAAAGUUGCUGGAUCAAUCAGUCCUGGGGAACCUGCUGCUCCUGCUAGCCUCGGUAUGGCUGCAGGACCUACUAUUCUUGAAACAGUUCAGGAGUUUGCUAAAGAAAAUGGUUCUGGUCGGGUAGGGAGCCUAUCACCUUCUGGUGCUGGUGACCUACUCAAAAAGAGACUCGAGCAGCUUGUCAAUUCUCAUUCAAUUAUGCUUUUCAUGAAAGGGAGCCCCGAAUCCCCCAAAUGUGGUUUCAGUCAAAAAGUAGUUGACAUAUUGAAGAAAGAAAAGGUUAAAUUUGGAAGUUUUGAUAUAUUGACAGACAAUGAGGUUCGUGAAGGAUUGAAGAAAUUUUCCAACUGGCCAACGUUUCCUCAGCUAUACUGUAAGGGCGAACUGCUUGGUGGGUGUGAUAUCGCAAUUGCUAUGCAUGAAGGUGGUGAGCUACAAGAAGUUUUCAAAGAUCAUGGAGUUGAAAUCUCUGAUCCCAGUGAGAUAAAAGCUACCGAACAUGAUGGUGGACAGGGAGGCAUUACGGGUCCUUCAGGCUUGACCACAAUUCUGACUUCUCGACUGCAAGGUCUGAUAAAUUCAAGUGAAGUCAUGCUCUUUAUGAAAGGAAAACCCGACGAACCGCGAUGUGGUUUCAGCCGCAAGGUUGUUGACAUUCUCAGACAGGAGAAAGUCAAAUUUGGGAGUUUUGACAUUCUUAGUGAUGAUGAGGUUCGUCAGGGCCUUAAAGUUUAUUCAAACUGGUCGAGUUAUCCUCAGCUAUACAUAAAGGGCGAACUCAUUGGUGGAUCAGACAUCGUGUUGGAGAUGCAAAAGAGUGAAGAACUUAAGAAGGUUCUAUCCAAGAAAGGGAUCUCGUCUGGUGAAACCCUCGAAGAUCGCCUUAAACAGUUGGUAAAUUCAUCGCCUGUAACGCUUUUCAUGAAGGGUACUCCAGAUGCUCCAAGAUGUGGUUUUAGCUCCAAAGUUGUAAAUGCCCUGAAGGAGAAGGGAGUCGAUUUUGGUUCUUUCGAUAUUCUAACCGAUGAGGGGGUGAGGCAAGGAUUAAAGGCAUACUCAAACUGGCCAACCUUUCCGCAGCUAUAUUACAAAGGAGAGUUGAUAGGAGGCUGUGACAUUGUGAUGGAACUGCACAACAAUGGAGAUAACUUAUACUUAGUCUAUAAAUAUGGAAUUGGAAAUGUUAUACAGUAA
Fraxinus pennsylvanica is the source of this 1527-nucleotide messenger RNA. The record is from the annotation of a GenBank genome assembly. Lineage: Eukaryota; Viridiplantae; Streptophyta; Magnoliopsida; Lamiales; Oleaceae.